Penicillium nucicola is the source of this 3351-nucleotide messenger RNA. Its product is annotated as SAGA histone acetyltransferase complex subunit SPT7. Gene Ontology annotation, cellular component: SAGA complex; SLIK (SAGA-like) complex. Gene Ontology annotation, biological process: regulation of transcription by RNA polymerase II. NCBI's taxonomy places the organism in Eukaryota, Fungi, Ascomycota, Eurotiomycetes, Eurotiales, Aspergillaceae. The coding region runs from base 1 to 3351 and encodes 1116 amino acids. Gene Ontology annotation, molecular function: structural molecule activity; protein heterodimerization activity. The transcript is spliced from 4 exons. The record is from RefSeq and is a predicted model, not a curated record.
AUGUCGCUUGGCCACAACGCCUGGCCUCCAGGCAACAUACGGCCUCCAGAUGACCUCCAGGACUCCCCGCGCCCAGUCAAUGGCUUAGUGAAGACAUUAUCUGGUUCAAGAACUCCGCAAAUACGCGGUUCUGUCAGCGCCGAAGGGCCGGUCCCCGGUAGCAUGACCUCCGAACCCGAUACCGCGCCGGAGGAAGAUCCGCGCAUUGCCCAAUUUCGUGACUUGUAUCGCCGCAGCGAAGCGAAAAUAAGUGCGCUCUUCUCUGGGCAAGACGUUACCGAUGACCCUGCCGGCGCAACGGCUGGAGAAGCUACCGAGGCCCUGGAGGCUCAACCAGAACGCGUCGACGAUGCGCCACCACCUUCCGUACCACCGCGCAAGUCUGCCCGAAAGCUCGACGACGAUGACUACGAUGAUUACGACGACGAUGAAGACGAGGAAAUGGGCGACGCCGCCGAAUCCCCCUCGAAACCCAAGCUCGUCGCCUCUCAAGACCCCACACCACCGGCCCACCCCCUCAGCACGUCAGUCUCCACAAGCGCCGAGGGUGCAAAGGAGCCCAAGAAGGAGACAUUGGAGGAGAUCCGGAAGCAGCUUGAAGAUGACAAGAAGGCGACGGAGGAGGCUGCCCGGCGGAGUUUCCACACGCUUUUUUACACCCUGGAGAAUGACCGCGAUGCUAUGCUCGAUCAACAACGCCUGGAAGAGUCCGAGCGUCAGGUCGAGGCGGAGAUCUCCGGCCAGGCCAACAUGGGAGGGGCCAAUACCUCGGCUGGCUCCAAUGGCUAUAGCUCUUUGAGCAAUACCAACCUAGGUGCCUCCAGUUUGACCUUGAAGAACCUCAUCGCUCGAAUUGACAAGAAACGUGACAAGGUUCAAGCGUCCGAUGCUGAAUUGAGAAGCUUGCUGAGCGAAGUGCGCAAGAAUCGCAGCAAAUGGGCGAACGAAGACAAAGUUGGCCAAGAAGAACUCUACGAAGCCGCGGAAAAGGUUCUCAGUGAACUGAAGGCUAUGACGGAGCAUUCUACCGCUUUUUUGACUCGGGUUAACAAACGCGAUGCGCCCGACUAUCACAUCAUUAUCAAGCACCCGAUGGAUCUUGGAUCAAUGACAAAAAAAUUGAAGGGCCUGCAGUAUAAGUCCAAGCAAGACUUUGUGGAUGACCUCACUCUCAUCUGGGCAAAUUGUUUGAAAUACAACACCAACGCCGAACACCCUUUGCGGAAGCAUGCGCUCUACAUGCGCAAAGAGACCGAGAAGCUUGUCCCCCUGAUUCCCGACAUCGUGAUCAGAGAUCGUGCUGAAGUAGAGGCCGAGGAGCGCCGACUUCAGAUGGCAGACCUCGAUGGCGGCGAGGAGAGCGAUGACGAACCCAUCAUGUCUUCGCGUGGAAGAAAGGCUCCUGGCAAAAAGUCUUCCAAGAAGGGCACUGCCCCUUCUCGCAAUACCCCCAGCGGCUCCGAGGGUCCACCUGGGGCACCCAGUACCCAAGCACCUGCGCCAGUGCGUGCCGACUCGGAUGCUGCCGCGGAGGUAAGCCAGAAUGGCUUUGGUACACCACCCCCAGGAUCUCACACUCCGUCUGAUCCUGCUGGCCCGGGAGCAGCGGUAGCGAGUCAAGACGAUUCCAUGGAACUUGAUGGCCCAAGCACCUCCACCACAGCCCUCAGUGCACUUUCGGUGCCUGGUGUGGAGCUUGAAGACCCAGAAUAUAAAGUGUGGAAGCAGGUCACCAAGCAGGACAGAGCACGCAUUGCUGCGGAGCGACAUCGUCUCUUGAGGGGCGACAAGCUUAAUAUUGAGGAACCGGCCCUGCUUCGAACUAAGGCGGGCAUGCGCCGAUGGCUUCGACACCAAAAGCAAGCUGCCAUUGAAGCCGACAAGUCUCUUGACACUGGCUCUCAACUUGAAGCUGAGGCUGCAGGCGAGUCUCUUGCGGAAGGCAUUGAGGUGGAAGAAAACCAGAUGCUUCCAUUCUACUAUGACGUGAUGUCUGGCGUUCCUGACCUUCCAGAGCAACUAACCUGGAAGGAAGAUGCACAGGGUAAUGUCGUGGAUGCCUCAGAAGAGUUCCUCAGAAUUCUUAAAAAGGGCGAAUUCAUCCAGCCAGACAGUAAAUUGACACAGAGGAUGAAUGCCAACAUGCGACAGAUGCAAGAGACGCGCAAGAUUUGCUCCAAAAUCGGCAUUGUGAAGCAGAUGCAGCUUCAAGCUCAGAUGUAUCAUAAUCAAUUUCAAAAGUACAAUCCCGAGCCAUUUGUGGAGCAGGAUGUGGAACCUCAUGUCAUGAACGACAAUGGCCCUGCCAUUGCCCCCUACGUUUGCCGGGCGGCCUUACAACGCUCAGUGGCCAAGAUCUUCUACCAUACCGGUUUCGAGGAAUACCAGCCAUCUGCCAUUGAGUCUGUCACAGAAGUCGCAGCUGAUUUCUUCCACAAACUUGGCUCAACUCUCAAAUCCUACAUGGAAACUCCCCAGGUUCCUAAAUCCGAGUCCCAGGAUGCACUGUCAGCUACUGAGUGGAAACCUGCCUACACAGAACCUGAAGUUAUCUUGCACACCCUAGCUUCAGUUGGCAUCUCUGUCGAUGAGUUAGAAAACUACAUCAAGGACGACGUUGAACGUUUGGGUACGAAGCUCACAACGGCUCACGAUCGCCUCAAGUCUCUUCUGACUGAACUCCUUCGACCGGCUCUUGCAGAAGGCGGCGAAGAUGGUUCCACUGCCUUCGCUGAUGGCAGCGAACAAUUUGUCGGUGGUGACUUCGCCGAGGAUAUCGAUGAGGACUUCUUUGGUUUCAAAGAACUGGGCUUGGACCGCGAGUUCGGUCUUUCUACCCUUAGUGUGCCGUUGCAUCUGCUUCAGAAUCGCAUGUUUAAUGCCGCCAAUCCACAGAGCACCAGCCGUCACACUGUUCCCAGCCCCCCGCCAUAUGCUCGAAUCUCCACAGACAACCUGUCCGAUCAAGUUGGACUGGUACAAGCAUUCUUCAAGGGCAAGCUUGAUGCAAACCGUGAUGAGCCUCUCACUGAAGAUCUUGAGCUACCCCCGAAGCAGAGACCUAUGGCUGCAAAACCACGUCUUCCUGCUUCUGGUAAAAUCCCUCAGGCUGGUCUAUCGGGCCUUAACACCAGCCCACAAAAGAGGACAGCUCCAUCCCACGCAUCCAAGGCUGGCACCACCGAACCAAGCAAGAAAAAGGCCAAGAAAAACAGUGGUACAGCCUUAGAUCUGCAUAACCCCAAUGGCGACGGCGACGGCGACCAAAAUUCCGGUGAUGCAGCAGCAUCCAACCCAGAUGGUAUUGGCCUUCCUGACGGUGCUGGUGAAUCCAUGGCCAAUGGAACGUGA